Mercenaria mercenaria is the source of this 1161-nucleotide messenger RNA. RefSeq lists its product as uncharacterized. Bases 220 to 1161 code for a protein of 313 amino acids. The record is from RefSeq and is a predicted model, not a curated record. Lineage: Eukaryota; Metazoa; Mollusca; Bivalvia; Venerida; Veneridae. Gene Ontology annotation, biological process: immune response. Gene Ontology annotation, molecular function: tumor necrosis factor receptor binding. The transcript has 4 exons. Gene Ontology annotation, cellular component: membrane.
AAUUUCACAAGUUUGUUCUGGCGUUAUGUACAGGCCUUCAUCGCUUGUGUGGUAAAUAGAGGCGGUUACCAGUUUCCACAAACUCCGCCUAAGGUAGUAUAAAUAACACUGAUAAAGUUUAAAACCACACAUUCAAGUCGUAGGACAGGUAGCGUUAACAACUGUAUAAACGGGUAGAUCUUAAACUAGCGGAGAUAGUUUAAACUUUAAUUCAAAGUAAUGGAUAUUAAGCUGAAGUUUGCUGUUAUGGCUUUACUAGUCAGUGUCGUUAUAUGUCUAGCUACAGUGCUGGCAUUGGUGUUGACUAUGCCUGACUUGCCAACAGCUAUGGGACAUGAUCAAAUUUGUUUGCCAAAUGAGGAUGGAUAUUUUAAAUGUGGCUUUGCAGCUGAUCUGUUACACGAGUAUGUAGAAAGAAUAGCUGCAAAGACUUACGACGAAAUAGAAAUAAAAGAACAAUGCAAGAUGCGAGAAUCGUGUAAACAGACAAAGAAACAAUGGGGUAAAAUGAAGCCAGCUGCAAAACUCACAGGGAAGAAACAGUCAGGCACAUUAAACAAAAAUGAUAUUGAUCCUGAGAUGAUUCCUGUUAGAGAAAACGUCAAGACAAAGCAAAGUACGACACUAGCCGAUGAUACCGGCAGUGAUAUGACACUAGUGAGAGAAUGGUGUCACGGCAAAGAACUGCGUAGAACCGGCGGGUUUCAAGGAAAUGGCAUUGGAUACCGAAAUGGACACUUGGUUGUUCCUGUUGACGGGACAUAUUUUGUUCAUUCUUUUGUUGAGUUAUUAGAGCCAUGUGACCCUUUAACUGGAAAGCCUAAUGUCAAAGAUACUACAAAACCAAUCAAACAUAGCAUUUUUAAAUUCAAGAUUCUCGAUAAAGAGGACAUAGAACUAGUUUCAAAUAUUCAAUCGCGUACUGUUUCACAAAGCAAAUAUUUCAAUUUGUACAAUAGCUAUGUGUCUUCCUUAGUUGAAUUAAAAGCUGGUGAUGAAAUAUCUGUAAAAAUUAGCAACAUAACGUAUCUCAAGUACACGCGAGAUAAUUAUUUUGGGGUUAGUUUAAUUUAUCUGGUUAUUGCUCUUCAUCUCGUGAUUACCAUCUACCAAACGGAGGGUUGGGUGCGGGGUGGGGGUGUUACGUGUUCAUUGUGGUAA